This is a messenger RNA of Onychostruthus taczanowskii (white-rumped snowfinch), 1353 nucleotides long. It is a transcript of the gene HRH3, whose product is annotated as histamine receptor H3. The transcript has 4 exons. The record is from RefSeq and is a predicted model, not a curated record. NCBI's taxonomy places the organism in Eukaryota, Metazoa, Chordata, Aves, Passeriformes, Passeridae. Gene Ontology annotation, cellular component: membrane. Gene Ontology annotation, molecular function: histamine receptor activity. The coding region runs from base 1 to 1353 and encodes 450 amino acids. Gene Ontology annotation, biological process: adenylate cyclase-activating adrenergic receptor signaling pathway.
AUGCCGCAUCCCCAGCGCUCCCACCCGCGGCUCCACGAGCGCACAGUGACAUCCUCUGUCGGGAUGCGGCAGCAGCCGAGCCUCAGCCACCCGCGGGGAGACCGGCUUGGGGACACUGCUGUGUCCCCAGCGUGCCAGGCAGCUGCCGGCUCGUUGUGCGCACAGCUGGGAGAUGCAAGCCCGGCUCUGAGCGCUGUCCCAGCGCUGGGCACGGUGAGGGACGGGAUGAGGCUGACUCCUGCCGAGGGCAUCCUUUGGAGCAGCCGCCCCCGGCAGGACAGCGGCUGUGGCAGCCUGUUUGAGGAGGAAUUCGGUGCCUUCUGCAUCCCCCUCUACGUGCCCUAUGUGCUGACGGGGAGAUGGAUCUUCGGGAGAAGCCUCUGCAAACUCUGGCUGGUGGUUGAUUACUUGCUGUGCACCUCUUCGGUCUUCAACAUCGUACUAAUUAGCUACGACAGGUUCCUCUCGGUGACAAGAGCGGUCGCCUACAGAGCCCAGCAAGGCAACACCAGGCAGGCAGUGCUGAAGAUGGUGAUGGUGUGGGUGUUGGCAUUCCUGCUGUACGGACCUGCCAUUAUCAGCUGGGAGUACAUAUCAGGCCAGAGCAUCAUCCCCAGUGGGGAAUGCUAUGCUGAGUUCUUCUACAACUGGUAUUUCCUCAUGACAGCCUCCACGCUGGAGUUUUUCACCCCUUUCAUCAGCGUGAUGUUUUUCAACCUGAGCAUUUACCUGAACAUCCAGAAGCGCACCAAAAUGCGCCUGGAUGUUUUCCACGAAGUGCACAACCAGUCCUUCACUGAAGAGGUGGAAAGGAGCCCAGAAGCAAAGCUUUCUUUGAAAUGCUGUAAGUGGGAGCAGAAGGAGUCAGCUGAAACCCUCGACCUCUCUAAGAGCAAAGCUCAAGCAGCAGCCUCCACCUCCAGCCUGGAUGCCAAAGACCUGCUGGAAACAGAGAGCUCCAGGGAACCCAAGUGUUGCAACAAAAAGAGCUGCAAAACUUCAGCCUCCACUCUGUCCUCAGACAAACGGGUGAAGAUCGUGUCCCAGAGCACGACUCAACGCUUCAGGCUCUCCAGAGACAAGAAAGUGGCCAAAUCACUGGCAAUCAUUGUGGGCAUUUUUGGGAUUUGCUGGGCACCGUACACUCUCCUGAUGAUCAUCCGCGCCGGCUGCCACGGCCAGUGCAUCUCUGAGUUCUGGUAUGAGACUUCUUUUUGGCUGCUGUGGAUCAACUCAGCUGUCAACCCUGUCCUAUACCCCCUCUGCCACUCCAGCUUCAGAAGGGCUUUUAUUAAACUCCUUUGCCCCAAGAAGCUGAAGAUUCAGCCUCACUAUGCCCUUCAGAACUACUGA